Molecule: messenger RNA, 1478 nt
Organism: Bubalus bubalis (water buffalo)
Lineage: Eukaryota; Metazoa; Chordata; Mammalia; Artiodactyla; Bovidae
Gene: PIANP
Product: PILR alpha associated neural protein
Exons: 6
Coding region: 504-1358 (284 amino acids)
Biological process (GO): regulation of immune response
Cellular component (GO): membrane
Source: RefSeq, a predicted model, not a curated record
GAACCCAGAGCUUCGGGUGACUCAGAAUCUCAGAAACUCACUGGUGUCCACGGAGUUGGGGUGAGGGUGGAGAAGCCCGCCCCCGGAACCCUAGGAAUCGGACGGUCGUUCACCCUCCGCUGCCCUCUCCCAUCCUCCACCUGGGACGCGGCCAGGCGCGACUUUCGAGGCGCGGCAGCGGGAGGGUUAAACCGAGCGGAGGGAGGAGGAGAGGCGGGGACCGCGCGCUCCGAGCUGCCGCGCCGAGCCCAGCCGAGCCGAGCGCAGCCCGAGCCGAGCCGAGCAUCUCCCGCCGCCGCCGCCGCCGCCCCGCGCCCCGGGCGCUAGCCCCCCACCCUCUCCUGCACCCCGUAUCCCGCAGAACCCCCCGACCAUGCCCCGUGCCCCACGCGUUCCCGCGACCCCCCAGGCCCGCGCAGCCCCGAGCGCCCGCAGCCGUCGCGCCGCCGCGCCAGGCAUGCAGUAAAGGCUGAAAAUCUGAGUCACCGCUGAGGAUCUCGGACAUGGAGUCCAGGAUGCGGCCUGCAUUGCUGCUGUCCCAUCUCCUCUCUCUCUGGCCACUGCUGUUGCUGCCCCUCCCACCGCCUGCUCAAGGUUCCUCCUCCUCCCCUCGAACCCCACCAGCCCCAGCCCGGCCCCCCUGUGCCCGGGGAGGCCCCUCGGCCCCACGCCACGUGUGUGUGUGGGAGCGGGCACCUCCACCAAGCCGAUCCCCUCGGGUCCUGAGAUCACGUCGGCAAGUCCUGCCAGGCACCGCGCCCCCGGCCACCCCAUCAGGCUUUGAGGAGGGUCCACCCUCAUCCCAGUACCCCUGGGCUAUUGUGUGGGGCCCUACGGUGUCUCGAGAGGAUGGGGGGGACCCCAACUCUGCCAAUCCUGGAUUUCUGCCCCUGGACUAUGGUUUUGCAGCCCCCCACGGGCUGGCUACUCCACACCCCAACUCAGACUCCAUGCGGGCUGAUGGAGAUGGGCUCAUCCUUGGAGAAGCACCUGCCACCCUGAGGCCCUUCCUGUUCGGGGGCCGCGGUGAAGGUGUGGACCCUCAGCUCUACGUCACAAUUACCAUCUCCAUCAUCAUUGUCCUCGUGGCCACCGGCAUUAUCUUCAAGUUCUGCUGGGACCGCAGUCAGAAACGGCGCAGGCCCUCGGGGCAGCAAGGGGCCCUGAGGCAAGAGGAGAGCCAGCAGCCCCUGACUGACCUGUCCCCAGCCGGGGUCACUGUGCUGGGGGCCUUCGGAGACUCGCCCACCCCCACCCCUGACCACGAGGAACCCCGAGGGGGGCCCCGGCCCGGGAUGCCCCAGCCCAAGGGGGCACCAGCCUUCCAGCUGAACCGGAUUCCCCUGGUGAAUCUGUGAUGUCCCCCAAGGUUGGGGCACCUCCAGGCAGGGGGCCAAGGGCCCGGCAUAGCCCCCAUCCUGCUGAGGGCACGGCGGCUGUGGGCGCUGCGGCUCUGCCUGGGCUUAUACCUUGGGAAC